Molecule: messenger RNA, 1989 nt
Organism: Eucalyptus grandis
Lineage: Eukaryota; Viridiplantae; Streptophyta; Magnoliopsida; Myrtales; Myrtaceae
Exons: 1
Coding region: 1-1989 (662 amino acids)
Source: RefSeq, a predicted model, not a curated record
AUGGCUGACUCAGUAGCUAUAUUUGGGAUCGGGCUCAUCUGUCAAAGGAGCAAUUCAUGCUCUUGUGUAGUUGAAGUAGAUGAAGCAAUUCGGGCACUUUGGGCUUCAUUUCUCUUGUUACAUCUUGGCGGUCCAGACACCAUCACUGCCUUCUCUUUAGAGGACAGUUUGCUUUGGCGACGGCACACACUCAGUCUCAUCUUUCAAGGUGGUGUUGCUAUCUAUGUCUUUGUGCAGAUAUUUUCUAACAACAAGUCGUUGGCUACCCCAACGAUCUUGGUAUUUCUUAUUGCAAUCAUAAAAAAUGUGGAGAGGUUAGUCGCACUCAACCUCUCGAGCCUCCCAAAGAUGAAGCAAUCGAUGCUGUCACAACAGAGGUCUUCUCAUGGUGAAGAUCGAACGUUGCUUAGAGAAAUCAACUUUCCAAAUGAUGGAAGUUCUAAUGAAGGAGAACCAAAGCUUGACGAGAGUAUUGUGGUGAAGCAUGCUUUCUACUUCUUUCAAAUUUUUAAGAUCUUCAUUGGAGAUCUCAUCUUCUCAAGAGAAGAACGCCAAAUGAGUCGCCAAUAUUUCCAAAAUGUUUCUGCAAUGGAUGCAUUGAGGGUGAUAUCUGUUGAACUCCAAUUCAUUUACGAGGUUCUUCAUACCAAAGCAUUGGCUAUACGUUCCACAUUGAGCUACUUUUUCCGCUUCAUAGCCUUCACUCACAUUGUGAUUGCUUUCAUCUUGUUCAUUCGCUUAGAGAGGCAUCGGCUUCAUGCACUUGAUGUGAAAAUUACUUAUUCCCUUUUUCUGGGAGGGAUUGCUCUUGAUGUCAUAGCUUUGUUCAUGCUCAUUUUCUCUGAUUGGACUGUUGCUGAAAUCAAAGGCUACAACAGAGGAUCAUCUCAACGAGAUUCAUUUCUCAACAAGUUGAUAUCCGCCAUGGAUCACCUGAGGAAGCCUCGAUUCACCACAUGUGAAGAGCCUAAAGCCAAUGCUACUUACGAGGUCUUAAAUACACUAUUAAUAUUUCAAAGGUGGUCAGAAUCUAUCUCUGCUUGCAACCUUUUCUCUGAGUUCUCAAAGGAGAGCCCGAGAAAGAUGUAUAAGCGUGAUUGCUGUCAGGGCAUCACUUGCAUUUGUAAUAUAUGUUGUUUUCCAAUCCUUAUGGUUAAGGGGAUAAUCUCUUGUCUCCAUCAAGCUGGUGGGACAAUGGCCGGAGGUGGUGGCCAGGGGGCUUUUAGGUUUGAUAGAGCACAAAUGAUUGCAAACACAAAGUAUGUGUCCAAAAAUCCCUUUAUUAAUAAGUUAUGGAUCUUUAUGUUUGAGGAGGUGAGACGUAAAUCCAUCGAAGCGAAUGAUGAAACACAGGUGAAGAAUGUAUUUGAUGCUAGAGGUGAUAUGUUUCUCCAAAGUAUCAUGGAGGAGAUCGAUUGCAGCGAACUUUUAGUGCAUGUCACUGACACUAAAUUUGAUUUCAGUAUUUUAGCAUGGCAUAUUGCUACCGAAAUGUGGUACAUCAUGGAUGAAGAAAAUAUGGGCUCCAUAGCUAGAAAUGAUGAAAGGGAAUUUAGCAAAAUCCUUUCCGACUACAUGGUGUAUCUCUUACUUAAUCAGUCUGAUGUGGUAUCCGCUGUGGGGGACGUUGCCCAAAUGACAUCAGCAGAGAUAUUAUUUGAGAUAUGGGUGCAGACUUUUGGUUUUACCAUGAGUGUGGAGGAUUUAUGCAAUAAAUUGUACAAGGUUUCUCCCAGCACCUUGAAUUCCACAUCCACGCUUGGCGAGGGGAUCAAAUUGGCUCAAGAGAUGGCAAGGCUUGGGGAUAUGAAGUGGAAGGUGAUGAGCGGAGUGUGGGUUGAAAUGUUGUCAUAUGCAGCAAGUCAUAUUAAGGGAAAUGCACAUGUGCUGGUGUUGAGUAAAGGUGGAGAACUUCUAGCCUUUGUUUGGCUGUUGAUGGCUCAUUUUGGUUGUUUCUACAGUUCUGAAUGGGGCAUCUAUCGUGAGUAG